CCCCCUUUAGAUUUCGAUUACUGUUUAGUUUCCGACCGGUGGACCAUCGGACUGCUCGUUUCUGUCAGUGAAAAUACGUCGGAACACUUUUGCCGAACGAAUUCCUCGAUAUCUUCGAGGAUUCCACUCGGAAUUAACGAUUUCAGAAAUCUUUAAAUCGACCAAACUAAAUUAUACCUCUGACCAGACUAAAAUUCAAACGAGUAAAUAAAAUUACCUGAGUGAUAUCAAUUAUUCUAAAUUAGUGCCAUCAGUGGUAAAAAAUAUGAAAUUCAAGUAAAAUAAUUGUAACUCGAGUUGCAGAGAAAUGUUUUAAGUGAAAUAAAAUCAUUCUACAAUUCUACAUAGAAUAUUCGAAAUUCAAGUGGAAGAAUUGCGAGUAGGAUUCAAUUUUUAAGAUGGGAGAGCUGAUUUCUUAAUAUUAAUUAGGCUGCUUCAAGUUUUCAUUCGAAGAUGAAGGCGCAGGUUGAUCGCCAAAUACUGAUGGUAUUGGUGUGUUUGGUAAAAGCGAGCUUCGCAGUGGAGAAGUUUUGGCUACCGAACUCGGAAUGGCAAACCGCGAGGAAUUGGAUGGACAACCGGAUACCGGAAGUCGGUAGCCACGUGAUUUUCCCGUUGGAAACCAGACACGCUGUCGGCAUGGGGAUAUCGGAGAAUGUUCAACUCGCUGGGAUCGAAUUGGGCAGAUCUGGAUCGUUGGUUCUGCCUAGAGACGGCACUAUUCGCAUCAACGAUGAAGGCACCUCGUCGAAGGUCAGUCAAUGGGUCAAAGAAGGCUACUUCUUUUGGGCUGACCCUCAGAACUGGAAUGGCAGCUCGGAGGCAGCUCCCCAUCUUGAACAAGUCCCUUGUCGACAGGACGACAUUGUCUUGCCAGGCAGACGACAUACGUUCAGCGUUCUUCUGCCAAUGAAGAAGAUCGAGGUGAAAUCAAUUAAAAUAGCGGGUGCGAAGCACACAUUGUGGAUGUGGCAGUGGAUGGAGCUGGAGGACAGAAGAGAGUUUGCUAAAGGAAUAUUCACUGUGGGGUAUUCUGAAUACAGUUGCGACACGUGUCCGUGUCAAAACGAUCCAGAUGGCUACUAUCUGGAGGAAAUCUGCGCGAUUCAGCGACCCAGAUGUGGCUUCACUCAAUGCGAAUAUCCAUUGACGGUGGAAGGACAUUGUUGCCGGUACUGCGGCGGACGUUUGUCUUUGUCGAGCAAAGCGUCUUUGUCGUUGGUUCGAGCGGCAGCCAGCGAGGCUCUUGAGGGAUACGAAGAAAGGGUUGCCUGGCACGUGAGACGUAGCUGGAACGGGGCGGUCGAGGUACUGAUAAAGGAAAAGGGCGAUUAUUUCGGAAUCGAUAUCCUGAAAGCGGUGGAGAACAUGAAGAAGACCUUGCUAAGUAUGAACAUCGAGGUGAUCUACACGGAAACCGCAGGCGCAGCGAUGCGAGAUCAUCGACUGCUCGUCGCGUUUGUGCCGUUGCUGGUGACGCCAUUGGUCAUUCUGAUGCUCCUUUUCUUUGGCUCCGUGUACGUUGGAUACUCUUACAGAUUCAUUUUCUCGAGCUGCGGGGAAAUGUUCUCGUCGAUUCGCGAUGGGAUUCGCGCGGACAAGCCUUCCGAGGGCAGCAAACCGUUCAGCUUCGCUCGUUUCGAGAAUGUACCGGAGGGCAGCGUGCAAAUCGCCGAUGUGGCCGAUGGCGAGCAGAGAACCAGAAACGAGGCGGAGGAUUCCGACGAAGCUUCCGGCGGAAGAUUCGAAAAUCCUUUGUACAGGUCGAAGAGGAAACGGAAAGAGGAGGGCGUGGUGUUGGACAUGAACUCACCUCUCAGUAUGUCCACGCUCAAGGAUAAAGCGGAGGAUCUCAUCGAGGAAGUGAACCUGGAUAUCGACCAGUGAUGCAGAAUCAUUUUGAGAAUGACCUUUGCUGCAGCUGAUAAUAUGUUAAGAUUCAAUAUUAUAUAUUCUGUGUGGGAAAUAGAAUAAAUCUUCAAAGAUUAUUAUUAAAGAAUAA
Molecule: messenger RNA, 2002 nt
Organism: Nomia melanderi (Alkali bee)
Lineage: Eukaryota; Metazoa; Arthropoda; Insecta; Hymenoptera; Halictidae
Product: protein amnionless
Biological process (GO): intracellular protein localization; receptor-mediated endocytosis
Cellular component (GO): endocytic vesicle; apical plasma membrane
Source: RefSeq, a predicted model, not a curated record